Messenger RNA from Talaromyces rugulosus, 1395 nucleotides. RefSeq lists its product as uncharacterized. The coding region runs from base 1 to 1395 and encodes 464 amino acids. The record is from RefSeq and is a predicted model, not a curated record. Gene Ontology annotation, biological process: nucleoside transmembrane transport. Lineage: Eukaryota; Fungi; Ascomycota; Eurotiomycetes; Eurotiales; Trichocomaceae. The transcript has 2 exons. Gene Ontology annotation, molecular function: nicotinamide riboside transmembrane transporter activity; nucleobase transmembrane transporter activity. Gene Ontology annotation, cellular component: plasma membrane; fungal-type vacuole membrane.
AUGUUUAGAAACCUAUCAUCGAGGCUCUUCGCCUCUCGUCCGGCUUAUGGGCCUGUCGAGGACGACGAACUACUGGCAGAUCCGGAUCGGGAGGAGGAUGUGCAAGCCACACCUCAGCUAGACGAUUCACCAAGAAGGCAAUUCUCGUGGAGGGAUUAUGCCGUGUUCCUUUUGCUUGGGGUUACGAUGCUGUGGGCUUGGAACAUGUUCCUCGCCGCAGAACCGUACUUUCGCCGUCGAUUCCGUAACAACCCAUGGGCUGCAGAGCACUAUGAACCCUCCGUUCUAUCCGUCUCAACAGUGACAAACUUGCUGUGUGUUCUUGCGCUCGCAAAGCUGCAAAAGAAUGCUUCCUAUCCGAUCCGUAUCGCUUUCUCGCUUCUCGUACUCACUAUCGUGUUCGCUCUCUUGGCCAUCUCGACGAUUUUCUUUCGAGGCGUUUCUGUGGGACUCUACUAUAUAUUCGUGAUGACAAUGGUCCUUGGCGCUAGUUUCGCAACAGGCAUGAACCAGAACGGCGUGUUUGCAUAUGUUUCGGGGUUUGGACGUCCUGAAUAUACUCAGGCAAUCAUGGUUGGACAGGGUGUUGCCGGAGUGCUCCCCUCGAUCGUUCAGAUAAUAUCCAACUUGCCCGUCCCCAAAGUGGAUGAAAUAGACGGCGAUAGCGGGUAUGCAAAUUCAGCACUUGGCUACUUUUUGGUCGCAGUUUUCAUCACCGUUUUGUCGUUUAUGGCAUUUUUUAAUCUCAUGAACCGGACUGCGGGUUUGUCUUGGCUCAAGAGAGAGCUACAACAAGGCGCAGAUCAGCUCAGCGCCGUCGGGCCAGAGUCCUCAGGACCACAUAAGACCGUGAGCCUUUGGAAGCUGUUCUUACGACUGAAAUGGCUCGCUCUUGCGGUUUAUAUGUCUUUUGCUGUGACCAUGGUAUUUCCGGUCUUCACGGCCCAAAUUCAAUCUGCGCAUGACCCGGCAACGCGAUCUCGUCUCUUCGACCAGGAAGUAUUCGUGCCCCUGGGUUUCCUCUUCUGGAAUCUGGGAGACUUAACCGGUCGUCUGUUCCCGUUAGUGCCGUUCUUUGCCAAUUCAAUCAAAAGACCCCGCGCACUUUUCCUUUUUUCUGUGCUUCGCUUGGCUUUUAUUCCAUUGUACCUAGCUUGCAAUAUUCGAGGUCACGGUGGCUCCUCGCCUUUUGCUCAUAGCGACUUUCUGUACCUGUUUAUUGUUCAAUUGGGCUUUGGUGUGACAAAUGGCUUCUUGGGAAGCGUCUGCAUGAUGGGGGCCGGCCAGUACGUCACUGUUGACGAGCGUGAGGCAGCUGGAGGGUUUAUGAGUAUGAUGCUUGUUGCUGGGCUAGCAACGGGGAGUCUUCUCAGUUUUACUAUCAGUAAUGCAUAG